UCACACUAAACAUACUGUCUGGCCAUAAAAAAUGUGGAGGCUGAAGGUUUCAGAAGGAGGAAGAGAUGGUAAUCCAUGGCUCACAAGUGUGAAUAAUCACAUCGGGAGACAAUUCUGGGAGUUCGACCCAAAUCUUGGAACACCGGAAGAGCGAGCUCAAGUGGAAAAAGAACGUCUUGAUUUUCAUAACAAUCGUUUUCGAUCCAAACAUAGCUCUGAUUUAUUAAUGAGACUUCAGUUUGCAAAGGAGAAAGAAAGUGAUCGAAUGGAGCUACCAGCACAGGUGAAAAUAAAAAGUGAAGAAGAAAUUAAUGAAGAAGUAGUAACAACCACAUUGAGGAGGGGCUUGAGAUUUUACUCAACUCUUCAGGUUGAGGAUGGUUUCUGGCCUGGUGACUAUGGCGGUCCUUUGUUUCUUCUACCUGGCUUGGUACGUAUGUAAAGUUUAACCCUAGUCUAAUAAUGUUGUUGAAUUAAUAAAUUAGACC
Molecule: messenger RNA, 488 nt
Organism: Rosa rugosa (rugosa rose)
Lineage: Eukaryota; Viridiplantae; Streptophyta; Magnoliopsida; Rosales; Rosaceae
Product: cycloartenol synthase-like
Exons: 2
Coding region: 32-442 (136 amino acids)
Biological process (GO): triterpenoid biosynthetic process
Cellular component (GO): lipid droplet
Molecular function (GO): intramolecular transferase activity
Source: RefSeq, a predicted model, not a curated record